AUGCAAGAAGAGUGCGACUUUCAAUCCUCUUUGAUGGAGAAAAAACUCUCGGCCGAAGCCAGGCUCGACACCGCAGCAAGUAGUAUCACUUUAUCGGAAACAGAGAUUAAAAAAUCGAUACCGAAAGAUUCGUCCGUGGAUUUCGACGUCCUUUCCGCCUCGUCGUUGGACGUUCUCACGAAGAUGGGCGUAGAAUUACAAAAGAACGAGAGCGCGUCGGAGGAGCAGGCAUUGGCGACCGCAUCUACUCCGGAGCCGAUACCGGAAGUCGACAACGAUGACGACUCUAACUGGCUCUCGUAUUUCGAUUGUAACGCAAUAUUCGACGUGACCUACGAGAAUCAAUCUUAUUACAACUCGACCAAAGCCGAGAAGGACAGCGACAGCGAUUUGGACGACACUUUGACGUUCGACGACGCCGAGGAAGGCGAGGCCCUCGUCCUGGACGAGAACGACACCUACCCGAAUUCUUAUCAACAAUCGUUCGAGGAGACCUGCGAGAAGAAAUUGGACAACAAUAACUUUGUCGUCUCCGAUAAAGCUUCUAUACUCGAGAUAAAUCAAGAUUCGCCCAGCGUUGCCGAGAAUAUUGAUUCGGACCAAGGGGCGAAGGAGGGCGAGGAGAAGGAUCGAAACGGGGAUAAUCUCGAGGCUCGCGACUCGACCGAUCGGAUCGACGAGAACGCGAACGACAAUGAGACUUCUGCCAGGAUCGAGUCGAUGACGAUCGAGAAGAUCGAAGAGGUCUCGAGUCGAGAGGACGAGUCGAACGUGGCCAAGGAAACGAUAAUAGAGUUGAAGAAGACGGAGGGCAAAAUGGACGAUUUCUCGAGCGAUUCCGAGGACGAGUACGAGGGGAAUCUGAUUUAUUCCUCGCCCAAUGUGAACAUAUCCGCGUAUUUUAAAUACAGGGACAGUAUGAAGGAGCCCAAGUACGAGGCGACUAUAGAUCAAUUGAACGCCAUGUACUCGAAGGAAUCGAGUAAAUCUGUGAUUUUGGAGGAAAUUGUCGAGGAGCCGUGCGUCGAGGAGGCGGGGAAAAAUUCGAACGGAACGGCAAACGGAACGAACGAGGGCGAGUGCCUGAAGGUGCGGGAGGAGUUGAAGCAGGGGCAGGAGGAGGUGAAGGAGGGGCAGGAGGAGCUGAAGCAGGAGGAGCAGAAGGAGGGGGAAGGGGCGAAUUUGACGGGGAGCGCGAUAAUAAUUGCUCCGGAUCAAAGGAGAGAAAGAUCCAAGUUCGUGGAAUUGAAUUCUCCUGAGGAGUAUUUGGAGAAAUUGGCGGAGAUCACGGAACCGGAUUGUCCGAGAACGGAGGAGGAAGCUCACGAGAAGUUGAAGAAGAUCGCGGAGGGGAAGGCGGAGAUAGAGAACAGGAAGAACGAAGCUCUGGAGGAUUUGUCGGUGGAAUUCGAUAAGAUCGAGAAACUCGUCGCGGAAACGAAGUCCGCGAACCAAGCGUACGACGAAAGCGGAUCGGACGAAAGCUCGGACGAGGCGAAGGAGGGGGAUAUAGACGUGGGGAAGGACAUAGAAUUGCCUUUGACCAAGGAUCAAGUGGCGGAGAGCUUUAAAUUCAAAACUGUUCAGAAGAGCGUGGAGGAGGAGGAGAAGCGUCGCGCGGAAUUGUUGCAAGAAUGUCUCCAAGUGAUUCCAAAAAUACCGGAAACGGAGGAAUCCGUGGACGAGGAUCUCGUCGCGAUCGGGGGGGUCGAGCGAGACGUCGAGGAUGUCGCGAAAGAGAAGGUGGAGGGUGACGGCGACGAAGAUACCGGCACGUCGGAGGCCUCGAAAGAGAAGGAGAAGGAGGGUGGGGGGGAGGGGGAGGAAGGCGGGCGCGCGAACGAGGCGAUUGUCGACGAGGCCUCGGCGGAAACCAAGUCAACCGUCCAAGGAAUCGUCCAAGACAUUAUCGACGAAACCGAGGACUCGCUGUUCUGGCGAUUCAAGAAGGAGCCGGAGAGGACUUACAUCAAGGGGAAGGUGUACGAUUUCGACGAGAAGAAACACGGCGCCAGGUACAGUUGCCUUGAACCGGUGCCAUCCGUUGAUGCAUUUACAUCGGCAUGUACGUGA
Molecule: messenger RNA, 2073 nt
Organism: Apis laboriosa (Himalayan honeybee)
Lineage: Eukaryota; Metazoa; Arthropoda; Insecta; Hymenoptera; Apidae
Exons: 2
Coding region: 1-2073 (690 amino acids)
Source: RefSeq, a predicted model, not a curated record